Molecule: messenger RNA, 1110 nt
Organism: Cydia amplana
Lineage: Eukaryota; Metazoa; Arthropoda; Insecta; Lepidoptera; Tortricidae
Product: GTPase Era, mitochondrial
Exons: 5
Coding region: 42-1076 (344 amino acids)
Biological process (GO): ribosomal small subunit assembly
Cellular component (GO): mitochondrial matrix
Molecular function (GO): GTP binding; rRNA binding; ribosomal small subunit binding
Source: RefSeq, a predicted model, not a curated record
GUUAUUUAUUUGAUAUGUAAUAAACAUAUCUAAUUAUCAAUAUGUCCACAAUCAUGUCGAGUGCUCUUCGUGUGACAUACAGUAAAGCAAUUGUCUUCCGCGCAGUGUAUUAUUCGUCUCAGCCCGAACACGCGAGUAAAACUAUUAACAAAGUUGUAAACGUUGCCAUAAUUGGUGCCCCUAACUCUGGGAAGAGUACUCUAAUCAACAACAUUGUCGAGAGGAAGAUAUGCGCAGCUUCAAAUAAAGUCCACACUACCACAAAGUUAGUAAGGGCAAUGUGUUUUCAAAAUGACACUCAAAUUAUUUUUCUUGACACACCAGGGGUUGCUACUGAAAAGGAACAGAAAAGAUACAAGCUGCCUGAGUCUAUGAUAAAUGCUUGUCACAAAAGCCUAAGAUGUGCAGAUGUGAUAGGUGUGGUACAUGACAUCUCCAACAAGUGGACCAAAGACAAUCUGCACUCGGAUGUACUCAACAUGCUGCAUAGUGUGCAAAACAUACCUAGUUUCCUAAUCAUCAAUAAAAUAGACAGAUUGGAAUCAAAAAGGCAGCUGUUAUCUGUGAUAAGGAAUUUGACCAAUGGAAUGAUUGCUGGGAACCCUGUGCAAGACCCUGAAGCUGAUAGCAGAAAGAAGAAAAGAGAUAGGGGUUAUAGCAACUUCUCAGACAUUUUCUUGGUAUCAGCUUUAAACGGAGAUGGAGUGAAAGACAUAAAGGAUUAUCUCAUCAGCAACGCCAAGCCGGCUUCCCUGCACUACUCUGCAGAAGAGUGGACUGACCAAACACCAGAAUCGUUAAUUGAAGAAGCAGUGCGGGCCAAGUUUCUAGAUUUCCUGGCUCAGGAGCUGCCUUAUAACCUCAAAAUUGAGCUAGAAUAUUACGAGGACCUUGAAGAUAAAAUUAUCUGUUCUGUAGCCGUAGAAUGCCCUUCCGACAGAAUAGCUAGGCUUAUAUCUGGAGCUGGUGGGGGCAGGCUUCAACAAAUCAAAUCACAAACUAGGAAUGACUUGGUAGAUCUUUUUAAGAAACCUGUUGUUAUUAGCAUUCAAUUGAAAGUUAAACCUAAACCAUAAAAUUACUUGUGAUUAUAAUAAAUGUGUAAAUAUU